CGCGCUCCACGUGACCCCGCACCCGGAAGCGCCGUGCUGCUGCCGGUGCCGCCCCCGCUCCCGUCAUGUGAAGCGGCGGGACCGGCUCUCCCAGGCCGCCAUGGAGCCCACGGCCUCGCAGGUCUUCUGCGGGCGGGUGCUGGGCAUGGUCAACGCCGAGGACGUCAACGCCAUCAUCCUGGCCCAGAAAAACAUGUUGGAUCGAUUUGAAAAGACCAACGAGAUGCUCCUCAACUUCAACAACCUCUCCAGCCUCCGCAUGCAGCAGAUGAACGAGCGGUUCCUCCACCACACCAAGAUGCUGGUGGAGAUGAAGAAGGACCUGGACAGCAUCUUCCGGAGGAUCCGGACGCUGAAGGGGAAGCUGGCCAAGCAGUACCCAGAGGCCUUCAGCAGCAUCCACGAGUCUCCCAUCCUGGAAGACGACGACGACUUCGACCCCGUCCCCAGGAGCACCACGACCACCAUCGCCACCUCCGAGCAGAGCACCGAGUCCUGUGACACCAGCCCUGACAUCAUCUCCCCAACCACCAGCCAGGAUUUCGAGGAUUUAUCCCAAGGCCACUACGACUUCCCGGCUGUCAACGGACAGAGUCUCACAGACGAAGACACAACCAAUGACCUGGACUAGGCUGGGGGUGUUGUGGGGGGGGUCCUGCACCCCCAGAGAACUUUCUACCUUGUAUUUAUAUUCAUGUGUUUCUUUUUUGUUGGUUUGUUGUUUUUUUUUUUUUUCUGGGGAAGAGGGGAGCAAUGGCUGAGGGGAGACGGGCGCCCUUCGGCCUCCUGAACUGCCAGCGUGGUGUCAACCUCACCCUUUUGGGGGUAAAUAAGUAAAAGGUGGGUUUGAAACA
Molecule: messenger RNA, 854 nt
Organism: Apus apus (common swift)
Lineage: Eukaryota; Metazoa; Chordata; Aves; Apodiformes; Apodidae
Gene: KXD1
Product: KxDL motif containing 1
Exons: 5
Coding region: 101-631 (176 amino acids)
Biological process (GO): lysosome localization
Cellular component (GO): BORC complex
Source: RefSeq, a predicted model, not a curated record